AUGGAUCAGCAGGAGGUUACGCUUCUUGUGCUUAUCGACCUAAGUGCCGCAUUUGAUACUAUCGACCAUGCUAUCUUACUGGAGACACUUGAAAAAGACUUUGGCGUAACUGGAAAUGCCCUCAAAUGGCUAACAUCUUAUUUAUCCGAGAGAAAACAAACAAUUUUAAUUAAAGACCAUGAAUCGGAAGUUUUCAAUCUUCAAUCGGGAGUUCCGCAGGGUAGCUGCCUUGGCCCUGUCCUCUUCAUACUCUAUGUGGCUGGGUUAUUUAAG
Paramuricea clavata is the source of this 273-nucleotide messenger RNA. Lineage: Eukaryota; Metazoa; Cnidaria; Anthozoa; Malacalcyonacea; Plexauridae. The record is from the annotation of a GenBank genome assembly.